Molecule: messenger RNA, 1092 nt
Organism: Penicillium brasilianum
Lineage: Eukaryota; Fungi; Ascomycota; Eurotiomycetes; Eurotiales; Aspergillaceae
Source: the annotation of a GenBank genome assembly
AUGAAAGUUCUUUUGGAAGCGGGAGCGGAUCCUUAUGCGGAAACAGACGCUGGAGACACAAUACUCCACGCCGAUGGAGAAUCGGACAAGGAGUUACUUCCUAUACUGUCUGGAUCAGGCCUGGUUGAUAUCAGCAAGAUCAUUGCCGAAAGCAAUGGAGGGCCUUUGUUCUAUCGGCUUAGGGGCAGUCAUUUCGAGUCUGUUCUGGAGCUUUUGAAGUAUAAACCAGACUUGAAUGUGACUGCUCCAGAUGUUAAUGGUUUGCUACACGUGCUGUUCAGUCACUGGCACUCCAGAUCCAAGGAUUCAGUCCUUCACGCAUUACUAUCGGCUGGCGCUAAUCCAAACCUCCAAAAUAAAAAGGGAGAGGCGCCUUUGCAUUUAUUGGCGGAAAGUAACACUGGGUUCGAAACAGUGUCCAGGCUGAUCAAGGCGGGUGCAGAUAUUGAGAUCCGAGAUGCACAAGGUCAAACAUCCCUCUUCGCAGCUUCAAAUUGUAUUAGUGUUGGAAAUGGUGUCUUCGAAACACUCAUCGAGCUCAGCGCCCGACUUGAUACUCGAGAUAACAAGGGCCGAACUCUCCUGCACCAAGUCGUUGAGAAUGCUAGUCGUUUAGACAAGUUGGCAGGCCUCAUGGGGUUUGACCAUUCUGUCGUCGACUGUAAUGGAAAUACGCUCUUCCUUGAGCUCGUUUCUAAAGAACACAGAUGCAGCAUCUCAACUUACGAACAUCUCAAGAAGCUGGGGGUUAAUAUUGACCAACCUAACAACCGUGGAAGAACGGUCUUGCACAAGAUGUGCUCAAAAAUACCUAGCCACAGUUGGAGUCCUCCUUCUAUCAAGACAGAUUUUGAUCAUGUCAUUCAAGAGUGCACAAACAUGUCUCCUCAAGACGUUGACGGGAUUCAACCCCUGCAUAUUGCCUCCGCCGUGUCUGAGAAUUAUGUUUUCAAACUUCUCGAGUCCGGAGCAGAUAUCUUCGGCGCGACGAAAGAAGGCAUGAUUGCGCUUCAUGUUGCAGCUCGAGCUCGACAACCUGGGAUAAUCGGUCUGAUUCUUUCCAAAAUCGCCGACCUCGAUGAUGAAAAUUGA